Messenger RNA from Rotaria socialis, 1989 nucleotides. Lineage: Eukaryota; Metazoa; Rotifera; Eurotatoria; Philodinida; Philodinidae. The record is from the annotation of a GenBank genome assembly.
AUGGCCACCGCAGAACACGAUGAUAAUUUAGAAACAUUUUCUCUUCUGUGGCUUGAUGCGGAAGCCAACGCAACAGAAGAAAACAAACGUGCUAAACAACGACUUCGCUCAAUCAUCAAUCAUCUCAAAAUAUUUCAUGACCUACACAAAUGCAAAAAGUAUAUCAAGUCCCAAUCUGAGUACGAUCGAAUUAUUCUUAUCUCUAGUGGUAGAUUAGGUAAAGAACUAGUUCCUCAGAUUCAUGAUCUUCAUCAACUCUCCUCUGUAUAUAUUUAUUGCAAGGAGAAGAAAUUUCAUAAACAGUGGGCUCAACACUUUUGUAAAGUUAAAAGUGUAGUUGUAAAUCUUGAUGAUCUCAUUGAUCGAAUCAAAAGAGAUCAAAAAAUCCGAGUAAAACAUGAUCAACCAAUGAUUAUGAAUAUUUACGAUAAUAGUAGAAAUCCAGAUGAAUCAACCACUGAACUUAAUGGUAAUUUCAUUCAUUAUCUAUUAUUAAUCGACGUUCUUAUUAGGAUGAAAUUUAAUGAAAAAGAUAACAAAAAAUUUAUUGAGUUUUGUAAAGAUAAAUUUUCUGGCAACGAUCUUCAAUUAAGUCUUAUUCAAGAAUUUGAACGUGAUUAUAAGCCCAAUGAUGCUAUAUGGUGGUAUACCCGUGAUGGAUUUUUAUUCAACAUGUUAAACAAAGCUCUACGCAUACAAAACACUGAAUUAUUAUUUUUAUUUCGUUUUUUUAUUCAUGAUCUCUAUCAACAACUGAAAAAGAAUCAAUGUGAAACGCCUGUUCAAGUUUAUCGUUGUCAAACUAUUUCUGUUGAAGAAUUAAGAAAUCUCCAACGAUCACGUGAUCAAAUUAUUUCGAUAAAUUCAUUUUUCUCGACAACAUCUAAUCGGAGUGUCGCAUUGAAAUUUUCGUCUGGUUCAAAAAUAGCGAAGGGUUUGAAUCAAGUACUAUUCACGAUUGAAGUUGAUCCUCAUAAAGUAAAAUCAAAACCAUUCGCUGAUAUCAGUACACUCAGCUACUUCAACGAAGAAUCUGAAGUCUUAUUUAUGGUUGGAUGUAUAUUUCGUUUGAUGAAUAUUCGUUGGGACGAUAACGAUAAACUUUGGAUAAUUCAAAUGCAGUUAGCAGGAAAUGAGAAAAAUGAUGUGAAGGAUCUUUUCCAUCAUUUGAGAGAAGAAUACGGAGGUGGCGAGAGUGAAGCUGAUCUUCUAUCGUAUGGUGAUAUAUUGUGCCAUAUGGGGAAAUACGAUUUAGCAGAGAAAAUAUAUUCUGACUUACGAAAGCGAUGUUCAACAGAUGAUGAUUCCUAUGAUCAUUUAUGUUUCUCACUUGCUGUGGCACAUAAAGAAAGAAAAGAUUUCGCACGCAGCCUGCGAUGGUUUCAAAGAGCAUUGGACAGGAAAAUGCGUACGGAUCCAUCUGAUUUGCUCUACAUUGCUGGUUUGCACUGUUCUAUCGGGAAUAUUCAUAUGGAAAAGAAACAAUAUGACGAAGCAAUGAAAUAUUACAAUAAAGCAAUGGAAUUAUAUAAGCGCGAAAACGCUACCAAUCAUGCAAACAUGGCAUCUUUGUAUUAUGGCAUUGCUCGUAUUUUCUAUUUUCAAAACCAAUACGCGGAUGCGUUGAAUUAUCAUCAAGAGUCAUUAAAUAUUCAACAGAAGCAUUUACCGAAUAAUCAUCCAGAUAUGGCUAUCAAUUAUACCGGCAUGGGUGAUAUUUAUCUUAGUCUGCAUGAAUACCAGCAUGCCACGGAAUAUUAUAGGCGUUCGCUUGAUAUUCGAAAGAAAUCAUUACCUCCUCAACAUCCAAAUAUUGCAUUGAGUAAUCAAAAUAUCGGCAAAGUAUAUGAGGCAACCAAUCAACAGAAAGACGCUUUAGAAUAUUAUCAAAAAGCACUCAUAAUCUAUCGUCAUUCACUAGCAGCUGAUCAUCCAGAUGUAAUUGAUAUAAAAAAAGAUAUUGAACGUGUCAUCGCAAAGCGAAAAUGA